AUGAUUCAAAGGGACCAGGAAGGUCGGCGAUCGUCAUCAAGCGGGUCCCCAACCUCAAACGCGGCAUGGAAUCCGAGCCCAUCUCAAUCCUCCACUACCGGGCUUGGCGCAACGCAAUCCCUCUUAAAUGUUCCUCCAGUCCAUUGCUUCCUCAUGGAAUACACCCUUGACACGCACCAUGGCGCUCAAAGUACGCUGUUUGCCGGAUCCCAACGUCCCGCGCCAGUGUCAGCGCUGUACUCGCACGAGAAGAACCUGCGUGUUUGCCCGCACGCUCCGACGACAGCCACGGAAGAAGACUGGCUCACGAGUGGCCCAGUUGGAAAGGGACGUGCGAGACUUGCGCUCGCUGUUACAUGA
This is a messenger RNA of Aspergillus niger, 360 nucleotides long. RefSeq lists its product as hypothetical. Bases 1 to 360 code for a protein of 119 amino acids. The record is from RefSeq and is a predicted model, not a curated record. The transcript is spliced from 2 exons. Lineage: Eukaryota; Fungi; Ascomycota; Eurotiomycetes; Eurotiales; Aspergillaceae.